Molecule: messenger RNA, 2047 nt
Organism: Baudoinia panamericana UAMH 10762
Lineage: Eukaryota; Fungi; Ascomycota; Dothideomycetes; Mycosphaerellales; Teratosphaeriaceae
Exons: 1
Coding region: 270-1844 (524 amino acids)
Source: RefSeq, a predicted model, not a curated record
GCCACAUUGUCCGCGCAGCAACCGUCACAUUGACCGUCGUACUCUUCCAUGCAUCCUCAGCAUGUCGGAGCCUAACUGUGUGUAUAUACAUACAUAUGUGAAGCCUUCCUUCCACAACAUCCGCGGACUGCGAGAACGUCGCUCUUGCCCUCCAUACGUUUUGCAUCUCUCUUACCAUUACCCGGCUUCGUUGUAAACAUUAGAUUUAGGCACGCUGACACCUUGUAUGCUCCAAGCGGCGACAUCGAGAUACAUUUCCGGAAGUACACAUGGCUCGAGAUAUGGAUGAAACAGUAGAAGCUAGCUCACUAUCAACCAUUACCGCCAUCGCAUCGGAUCCACCAUCACAUCCGAAUGCACCUUUACCGGUCGAAAGACCUCUUGUACUAUAUAUCGCACGAGUCCCGGGAAGUCAGGAUGUCUUUUUAACGCCACUCAAGCCACGCGACAAGAUUGUGUCUGCCGAGGAUGUGCACAGUUCUCUAUACUAUCUACAUAUCAACCUCGAGGACGAACAGCAAGCGCCGGAGCCUCGACGGCCCUCCUCGUCGCGUUCAGACGUAGCCGGAUCAAGCACUACCACAGAAGAUCCGAAUACUAUCAGAAGAAGACCGUUACAUGCUCCGCAAAGCAGCUCACCUUACUCGCCAUCAUUCCUCUCGCAGGACGAAGAUCAGCCGCCGUUUCAAAAGCCUCGACCACUGUCACAAGCUUCCAUUCAGCAUAUCCCCCGCAAGCCGCUCCUACGAGACAUUACCAACGAGCAGACUCCGCCCCUGGUUCCGCCCCACGUCAACCUUCCGUCAAUACUACCUCGGCCAAGACCACUACCUACCCCUCCCGACGACCGGACCAUGUACCUUCUAACAGUCGAGAGACCGGCAACCGACAACAAUGACGCCAGUACUUCCACCCUCGGCUCUCUAACCCUCAUCCGGCGCGACCCAGCCUCCGGCGCUCAAUGGAACGUCGCAUGCAUCUAUGACCCACCCAUCCACGAAGUCACCUCCACCGCCCUGCUCUCCCCAGGCUCAGCAGCGAACAAGACGAAACGCUCCGGCGCCCCGCUCUACCUCGACAUCACCAACCCCGGCUACUCCCAAUUCAUCAGCACCCCCGAUCGUUCCGCUUCACGCACCAGCACCUCCACCCGCUCCUCCACCACCAGCGACGACGCCUCCGUCACCGCACCAACAGGCACCUUCCGGCGCCGCCUCUACCUCCCCGGCUCACGCUACGGAGAACACGGGUACGGCCAUCGUAAAGUCGGUUCGGACGAACAUCCCGCACCAUCCCGCCGAGAACGGACUCUCUCCGACCUAACCGGCCGUCGUCGGGAAACUCCCACCUCGGACAAACGAAGCAAAAACUACACCUUCGCCAGUCCCUGGGAUGGGCAAUGCGAGUUCAGCACCACGGCGACGGGGAAAGCGCUGAAGUGCCGACACUACCUCGUCCCGAACAACUACUCGGGAGGGGUGGAAGUGAGUGAACUGCGCUUCAACCUUCCUACGUCUACAUCUACCCCAAAAAAAGACGGCACGUCCACGCCGACGCUACCAAACAGUGAGAAGCGGACUUCUUAUUUCUCGCGCCAUUCCCGCCACAACGGGGACCAUGAAGGCGAAGGAGACAUCGACGCACCUCCGACUCCCACCAUCCUACUCGAUUCCCAAGGCCGAGUAGACCUCACCCUCGGCCGGGAGAAAGCGGGCGGAGGGUUCGGCGGCAAACGGGCGAAGUUGGGGAAAUUGAUCAUCGAGCCUGCGGGCAUAGGGAUGUUGGAUUUGCUGGUUGCGGCGAAUGUGGGGCUGUGGUGGCGGGCGUAUGAGCGUGUGCAGUAAGCUGAGCAACGUCCAGUGAGGUUGCCGUCGAGUGAAGGUAAAGUUGAAGUAUUGGGUAAUAUGGCUUUUCGCCAUUUGCAUAGAGCUCAUCUGCAUCUGCAUCUGCAUCCGCUUUUGCCAUGCUACACUGUCCAACGAAGGCUCGACUUGCUUCUCGCUGUCAACUCCGUUUUGUCGCCUGUCCGGGACCGCGAUGUCGCAUC